AAUGAGAAAGAAACCAUGAAACAUCUAAAUGAUCGACUGGCUUCCUACCUUGAGAAGGUUCGAUCUUUGGAACAAGAAAAUGCCCAACUUGAGAGGAAUAUAAGAGAGUGGUAUGACAGGAACCAACCCAGCAGCCUUCCUGAUUUCAGCAGCUACUUUAGAACUAUCCAGGACCUUCAAAGCCAGAUAUCUUCUACCACUAUGGAAAAUGCCAGAAUUGUGCUGCAAAUCGACAAUGCCAGACUGGCUGCUGAUGACUUCAAGAAUAAAUAUGAGAUGGAGCUUAGACUUAGAAACAACGUUGAGUCUGAUGUUAAUGGCUUGCGUCGUGUCCUAGAAGAGCUAAAUCGGGAGGUAUGUGACUUGGAGAGUCAAGUCCAAAACCUUCAAGGGGAGCUUCUACAGAUGAAGAGGAGCCACGAGGAGGAAGUAAACUCUCUGCGCGCUCAGUUGGGAGCCAGAGUCAAUGUGGAAUUGGAUGCAGCCCCAUCAAUGGAUCUGAACAGAGUAUUGUCUGAGAUCCGUGAACAAUAUGAAAACCUCAUGGAAAGGAACAUGAGAGAAGUUGAGAGCAUGUUCCUCCAAAGGAGCGAAGAGCUGAACCGUCAGAUGGCAUCUGGUUCUGAACAAUUGCAAUCUGUCCAAACUGAGGUCAUUGAACUAAGACGCAGCGUCCAGACUCUUGAGAUUGAACUACAAAGCCAACAAAGCAUGAAAUCCGCUUUGGAAGGCACAUUGGCCGAGACAGAGGCCACUUUUGGCUCCCAACUUGCCCAGUUGCAAUGUCUGAUCAACAAUGUUGAGUCUGAGUUGUCACAGAUCCGUGCAGACCUAGAACGCCAGAACCAUGAAUAUAAGAUCCUAAUGGACCAGAAAACACAUCUGGAAAUGGAGAUCGCCACAUACAAGCGCCUGAUUGAUGGUCACGACAUCCAUGUUUCUGGACACCACCUUUCAAGCACCAAAGAGGUGUCCCACCAUUCUGUGAAGAUCAUCCACACUCCCGAACACGUCCACCACACCAAAUGUUAAUUGUCCGGAGGACAUCUUCUACUACUAAGCCGCGGAUUCCUGACAUGAUAAAUGCUUAUGACAUGAUAUUGACAUGCUCAUUGUGGAAUUCUUUGCUUCUUCUUCUAAGCAUUCUUAUGGGUUCUUUACUUUAAUAAAAACAUA
Messenger RNA from Hyla sarda, 1176 nucleotides. RefSeq names its product keratin, type I cuticular Ha6-like. The record is from RefSeq and is a predicted model, not a curated record. The coding region runs from base 16 to 1032 and encodes 338 amino acids. Lineage: Eukaryota; Metazoa; Chordata; Amphibia; Anura; Hylidae. The transcript has 8 exons. Gene Ontology annotation, molecular function: structural molecule activity.